UCUCACUCAUCCUCAUCUGCAGGAGGGCAAACAAGCAGAAGCCCCCGUCUCUUCGGAAAAGCAGCACGCAUCUGUCAGGACUGUCCCGUUCCGUCGUUUGCAGGAAACGAGAAGGAUUGUGCACGCAGCAAAGCCCGAUGAGGGGCUUGAACUCAGCAGAUAUUGCCGUCGGAAUUGAUAACUAAGUUUCUCGCGCUGCCAUCCAAAGAGGAAGGUACUUUUUGUGGGUGGCCCUUCCCCCCCCCCCCUCCUUCUAAGCGGGGAAAGCAGUCGGUGGGUGCCCAGUCGGCGUCUCUGCAGCUCGCCUGGCUUUGGAGUCGGAUGUUGAUGUCGCUCCUCGCCCACGCACGUCAGGCGAGCGGGGAUGAGAGCGCGACUUCCUUCGCGGAGAGCGCAGCAGCUAUGAGGACACAAGUCUGCUCUCGGGGUUAACAGAACCAGACCACAUCGCACCAGCAGGUAGAAUGCGGGAGCCCUGUCCGUGCGGAGGUGGCGGCGGCGUCCGUGCGUGGAGCCUGCUGCUGUCGAUCUGCCUGGCCUCCUUGACGCACGCGCAGCGGAGUCACACAGUGCAAGUGAAAGCCGGCACGUGCGAGGUGAUCGCCGCCCAUCGCUGCUGCAACAAGAACAAGAUUGAGGAGCGAUCUCAAACGGUCAAAUGUUCCUGCUUCCCUGGCCAGGUCGCCGGCACCACUCGGGCCAAGCCCUCUUGCGUGGAUGCCUCCAUUGUGGGCCAGAAGUGGUGGUGUCAGAUGGAGCCGUGCAUGGAAGGCGAGGACUGUAAGGUUCUUCCGGACCUCACGGGAUGGAGCUGCAGCACCGGCAACAAAGUCAAGACCACCAAGGUGACGCGAUAGUCGAAGAAGACGCCUUUGCUGAUGAAGAUUUGUCCCGAGCUAGGAACGGCGGCCGCCGAGGCAGCCCCGGACUUUUGCGCGGCCCAAACUUGCGCUCGGCCGCAAAGGGCCGCCCGACGCCACCCCCCGGACCGGGGGAAGCGGCAGCUGGGCAAAAGUCCUUUUUUUCCCCAG
Molecule: messenger RNA, 1031 nt
Organism: Syngnathus typhle (broad-nosed pipefish)
Lineage: Eukaryota; Metazoa; Chordata; Actinopteri; Syngnathiformes; Syngnathidae
Product: chemokine-like protein TAFA-3
Exons: 5
Coding region: 465-857 (130 amino acids)
Molecular function (GO): receptor ligand activity
Source: RefSeq, a predicted model, not a curated record